AUGGACACCAGGGGGCUGCGCGCCUGGUUCGAGGAAGAGCGUUGUCCUCCUGUCGCCUGCCUCGUCUACGGACGGACCAUCCAGAACGAUUUCGUGAGAACGGGCUUCGUCAAGUCGUCAUAUAAGGCGGAGAGCAAGGAGAGUCGAGUGGCAUCUCCUGAUCUCACCAAUUCUGGUCCAGUCUCUGGACGCUGGCGUCAACGCCUGGCUCACCCACCGCUCACUGAUCGCGAUGCGCAUCACCAAUCGAUCCGGCAUGUUGCUGAGUAG
Molecule: messenger RNA, 270 nt
Organism: Puccinia triticina
Lineage: Eukaryota; Fungi; Basidiomycota; Pucciniomycetes; Pucciniales; Pucciniaceae
Exons: 2
Coding region: 1-270 (89 amino acids)
Source: RefSeq, a predicted model, not a curated record